AUGGCGGCUCUAUUCGACUGUUCAAAAUCGGUUAAGCCGCAGCAGCCUUAUAUGCCAGGGUCGGCGGGUACGACUGGUGGACCGGUGAUGUACCAUCCAACAUUGUUAUUCCCAACUGCUCACAUGUCAAUACCUCAGGGCUAUCAGCCUCGAUCCACGAAUCCUGGAUACUAUCCAUAUAUGUCAUACGUAUACCCCAACACAAAUCCAAGCCACACAUCGCCUUUGACUUACUCACCAGACUACUAUAACGGUCAGGGUGUUGGGAGUAACGCUCCUCGUCCACCAGGUCCGCUAGUGCCUCCGGCACAUCAGCCCCAACAACAAUCCCAUAUGCACUUACCUGGUAUGCGCCUUCCACCCGCAAAACGUACCUCGCGCCGGGUGCCAAUAAUUAACCCAGUGACUAGACAAGAUAUAUUUACUGAAGAUUUAUUUGCAACUGAAAAUGUGAGUGAGAAUUCGAGUGAAAGGCAGACGCCUCUAGUGGACAACUCGCAGAGUAUUGUGGAAGAGUUCACACGGAUGGUUAGUAAAGCUGCCAACGAGCCAUCUAGCGGCGAGACUGCCAAAACAAACCAUGUACCAAAAUGUUACGAAGUGCCUGCUAUGGCCAGCCCCGAGCAACCUCAAAACGCAAUAAGUUCUAAUAAUAAUGUAAAGUCUGAUUUAGUUAACGAUAAUAUAGGAGCCGAUGUGGAAGUUGAAACGCCCAUCGUGUCGGCGAUAUCCGACAGUCCUGUUAUAGUGCCUAAAAUGACAUAUACGAAACACCAAAAGAUUAGUGAAAACACAAUUGUAAUAGAUAAUAAACAGAAACCGAAAGCAAAAAAACCAAAUGUGCCUCACAACGAUACCGAUAAGCAGUCGGAUGUAGUGGUCCUCACUACAGAUAUGUUACCUCCUCAACCACAAAGGAUCAGAGAACCCAGAGUCAAGCCUUCGGAGGAGAAAGAGAAGCCGCAGGAGAAGUCUAACACGAAUGGCCCUAUUUGUAACUAUCUAUCGGAACCUGUCAAUACUAGUCACAUAGUUGAAACUAAGUUAGAUACACAAAAUGAUGUGAAACAAGAGACAACAUUUGAGACUGAAACUGAAACUUCUAAGCAAGUUGAACUCAUAGUUAAUACUGAAGAGACAUUCCCUAUAUUACAAUCGCCUACUGCCUCUCAAUUAUUGUCUAGUAUUGAAAAAGUAGCUCAAGAAUACGUGUCACGCCCUGAAACUCUUGAAGAAGAGAACAGUGUAUGUCUCGCCCAAGCCAAGCUCACACAGAGCAUAGUGAGUGCUGCUAGAAAUAACCUUGAAACUAUAAUGAAAGAUAUAAAUCUCAAUAAUACAUCACCAGAUCCUGAUGUUGCAAAUGGUAAUAUUACUGAGAUAGCUGAGACUGUAAAAGAAGACAUGCAUAAAAAUGAGAAACCCACAAAGACAUCCAAAAAGAAGCAAAAAAAUGCUAGUGUGGAAGUAAACAAGAAUUCUGGCACUGAGCCUAGUGCCAAGGAGACUUGUACAAAUGGAAGAGAUGAGACUGAUAAUUUAAAUGAAGUAGAAUCAGAUGUUAUUCCCUCGUCUGAACCUGUGACGCCUGAACCGACUAAACCAGCAGUGCCUGUAUUUACACUCAAACAUAAAUACAGUGAAGAUCAAUGGUCCCCUUUUAAUCCUAAUGGAAAGAAAACUUAUGAUAUAACACUACUAAAGCAGAUGAGAGAUGAUCCGUUGUGUAAGAACAAGCCAAAUUCACCACUGCUUGAGGCUUGCAAUCUUCUACGGACAGUGCAAAUGGACACAAUUAUGUCAUUCAAUCAUAUUCAUAGACCAGCGAAUGACUCCCUAUUCCCCACAUUCCUUAAGACUAUGAGUCCCGGUAACAUGAGAAGUCCUAUUCUUCGCGAUAACAAGAAAGACACUAGAAAUGUAGGAGCACCCCCAGAUCGUAUCUUAGGAAAAGGAAGCAUGAAACUUAGUUCACCAUCGAGCAACAGCGGGGGAAGAAAUAUAUAUAUUUCUCUCCGUGAAGAAGUGAAACUGAAUGAGAGUAAAGAUGCUUGGAAACCAACUCGACUAAAGAAAGAGAGUUUGAAUGAACAGGAGUUGAAAACUCAGGAGCUGUACAAGAAGUUCCGUGGUAUACUCAACAAAUUGACGCCGCAGAAGUUUGAUACUUUGGUCGACAAAGUGAAGUCACUCGAAAUUGACACACAAGAGCGUCUCGAAGGCGUAAUAGAUCUCGUUUUCGAGAAGGCUAUCGAUGAGCCGAACUUUUCCGAAGCAUAUGCUGCUAUGUGUAACAAGCUUUCGACAUUAAAGGUACCGUCAACAAAUUCACCCGAACAAUGUGUGAACUUCCGUGCGAUGAUAAUUAGCAAAUGUCAAAAUCAAUUUAUUAAAGAGAAGACGGACGAACACGUUCUCAAACUUGAGGCAGAGAUAGCAGAGUCCAAUGACGCCACUAAGAAAAGGGAGCUACAUUUACAACUCGCAGAAGUUCAACGCCGAAUUCGCAUGCGGUCAGUUGGAAAUGUCAGGUUUAUAGGUGAAUUAUACAAGCUAAAAAUAUUGAUAUCGAAAAUUAUGGUAUAUUGUAUGAAUUACCUGAUUGAUAAGCCGGAAGAGGAAAAACUCGAAUGUCUCUGUAAGCUUCUGACCACUAUCGGGGAGCAAGUGGAGGGUGAGGUGAAGGAUCAGCUCGACACCAUAAUGGACAAAAUGCAAGACAUUGUUAAUGAUCGCAAGAGUAAUAAGAUUAGCAGUCGUGUGCGUUUUAUGAUACAGGAUGUAAUUGAACUAAGAAGACGAAAAUGGGUAGCCAAGAAUGUUAUUGAUUCGCAACCCAAGAUGAUGGACCAGAUUCAGAAGGAGGCUGAACAACAACAGAGACAUAUUGAGUUGAUGAAUUCGCCCAUCGGUGGUGGAUUCCGACGUGAUGACAGCGGUAGUGGAAGAAAACGUGGGGGCGAAGGCCGAAGGCAGGGCAAUAACUUUAUGGAUAAUACGUGGAAGACUACAGCGACAAGAACCAGCUAUGUUGUUGACACAACCAAAUUGAAGGCCAUGCCGCCGCAAAAGAACUUAAGUACAAUUAAAUUGGCUCCUCACAACAUUGCAUGGAACCAAGGAUCGGGAGCAAAGACUCAAACGGUUGCACCUGUCAAGAAUAUGUACAGUAUUCUAGAGAAUGUACAGGUCGACCCGACUACACUAAGAGGUAACAAGGAACUUUCACCUGCUGCUUAUCAACAAUCAAAGUCAAUAGAGAGAUCCACUUUCAAUUCUCGCUCUGAUUUCGCAACCGGCGGUCGCUCCGGUUCCACUGGAGGGGUUAGGCCUACGUCUACACCCUCGCCCUCACUGCAGUCUGAAGCACCACCGAUGCCCGCCCAACCUUUGCCCCCGCCUGCCGUUCAAGAACCUCUUCCAGAGGACCGAAGAAAAUUCAUCAAGCAGUUGGUCGACCUGUGUAUCAUGAACCUUGACAAUAAUGAACUAGCUGAAGAGAUCAAGCUCUUCGCUCCACAAUACCACGCGGCAGUGAUAACAGAAAUACUUAAUGUUGCGCUUGAGAAGAACGCUAAAGAUAUUUCAAUUUUGGCAAAAUCAGUGACGCAUGUAGUCAGUUGUGGGGCAAUUUCCAGAGAUAAUUUAAUGAGUGGAAUGGCAGAAAUAUUUGAAUGUGGUCCAGAUCUAUACAUAGACAUACCGAUGCUGUACUCGUACUUAGGAAAAUUUAUUGCUCCCCUUAUAGAAAAGAAACAUGUUACGUUUGUCCAGGUUCACAAGGUUUCGAGCGGCCUGAUUUCAGUGAACCAUGGACACUCGUUUCUAAAAUGUGUUUUAGCUGAACUUAAGGAAAGUAUGGGCAAAACAUUCACUAGGAACAAGUGGCUGGAAUCAGGCUUACAAUUGCAACAAUGGAUGAAUUCUGACAUGAUACCGAAGUGGAUGUCGGACAACCACUUUGAGUUUCUCGAGAGCUCUGACGAUUCAGAGAUAUUUAAUGAAGACACAAAACGGAUCAUGACUCCUUGUGAGAUGCAGAGCAAGUUGCUUCAACUAAUGAAUAGCGAUGAAAGCUGUGAUUGCCUUAGAGGAUGGGUUAAGGACAACAUUGGCGCCUCUACCGGUGAAGAGUGGUUCUUACGUUGUCUGACGCAAGCGAUAUGCGAACACGCCCUCUUCGGCCCCGAGCCGACUCCGACGCCGCAUUUGAGUCACGAUCGCAUGAAUAAGUAUUCGCCCUUAAUCGGUGAUUAUGGAGACUCGCAGGCACAACGAGAAGCGGCUUGCCUCUUCGGUAUACAGCAGCUCAUUCAUCGGCUGGAACACCCUCAAGGUUUAACAUUAGAUAUUUUCCAAUAUCUGCAUGAGCAAUACGUAAUAUCUGUGGAUGGAUUUAUUGCAUGGGAGACUUCAGAGAUGGAGCCGGAGGGAAAAGCGGUUAUGCUUAAAGCUUUGACAUCUUUCUUCACGAGCAUAAGAGAGGCGGAUAACGAAGACUCGUCUUCUGAAGCCUGA
This is a messenger RNA of Pieris macdunnoughi, 4518 nucleotides long. The record is from the annotation of a GenBank genome assembly. NCBI's taxonomy places the organism in Eukaryota, Metazoa, Arthropoda, Insecta, Lepidoptera, Pieridae.